Molecule: messenger RNA, 3278 nt
Organism: Halichondria panicea
Lineage: Eukaryota; Metazoa; Porifera; Demospongiae; Suberitida; Halichondriidae
Exons: 16
Coding region: 835-3060 (741 amino acids)
Source: RefSeq, a predicted model, not a curated record
UGUCAUGUUCUCAAUUUAUAGCUAGCUAUGGCAUGCAACGCGUUGUCUUGUUUGAAGCAAGAUGGCCUCACUCUCAUGGCAGAACAGGCCCAGGCUCUCAAGCUCCUGUUUGAGGGAAGGGACGUGUUUAUCUGGUUCCCAACGGGGUAUGGCAAGUCUCUCUGCUAUAUCAGUUGCUACCCUUUUUAAUGGACUACAAGCUAGGUAGGACCAAGGCUCCUCCUGUUGACAAAAGUGUUGUUCUUGUUAAUUGUCUCUCCCCUUGUAUCUCUCAUCAUGAGACUCAUGAUUGACCAGAUCAGGAGUCUAAACAAUAGAGGUGUUUCUGCUGCCAUCCUCAGUAGCAAUAAAGGAAUCGACAAAGAUUUGGUUGCCACUGCCAAAGAAGUGUCUUCUGGGAAGUAUUUCCUGCUGUAUACUGCCCCAGAGGCUGUUGUUGAAGACCACUGUUGGAGGAUUCAUUUUUUGUUGUACCACCAGUCAAUUUGUUUUAUGUAUUAAAAAACCACGCCCAGAUCACGCCCAAAUACAAUCAAUACCAGGCCUAGUAGGCGACCUAGCGUUCAAUUGGAGACGGAUCGGCCGGGGGUCGAGGCUAGAAUCACCCAUACUUUUGGUGUCCGGACACAAAAGGUGCGGCUGAUUCAUGAGACUAUCUUUAUCGUUGCCUAUCAAAGCGCAUGCGCAUAAGCACACCUACUAAAAGGUUUCAGUAGAGGAACUCAGUCAUAUCAAGACAAAGCUGAGACAAGCAACCUGAACGCUUGUCCGAGCCAUAAAAUUACUAUCACAACAGCUAUCUCUCAACCUACUACCUGGAGUGUGCACACAGGCAUGUCAAGUGUGGCAGCCACCGUGGAGAUCAACUCAAGCUCAAAGGAGAGCAUAUUUGCUGGCAACCUGUUGAAAGCUCCUCCACUAAACAGAAGAGGCCGAAAGAAAUGGCACGAGCGUUACAUCGUGCUGAGGGCCAAUAGAACAUUGGAGACGUUCAAAACACGCAAGGCAGCUUUGUCCCACAAAUCUCCUCGACGUGUCAUCGACCUACGCAGUUGCAUCAACCUGGAGAUUGGACUGGAGUACAAGAAUCAGCAGCAUAUACUCAGUAUAGGGACCUUCAAGCGAACGUUCUUCUUUGCUGCUCCGUCUGACCCACUCAUGUUACAGUGGUCCUAUCUACUGGAGAAGACAAAGAAUGCUCAAGAAGGGGAGACAAUAGAGGUACUGGACAUUGGCCUGAGGAAGUCACGUGACAAGCCUGCUGUUCAUCGUGUCAAGCCCAAGGCACGCAAUGCUCUCGGAUCACCACAGCAACAACUAUAUGGAACACUGCCCAAGGGUAGUGGUAUUUCUCUGGCAAAUCUCGGGAGGAACAGCAACGAAACUGUUAAUCUCAGAGCAUCCGGCCAAUCAGAUGUCAGCGUUGAGUGUGAGUCACGAUGCAGCGAGUACAGUACAACGUCAGCCACACCGUCACCAGCUCACGUACGUCCCGUUAGCUAUGUAACAGUGAUCCCCAAUCGUGUACCCCCGCCCACUGGUUUCCUAGCAACCGCCAAACGAACCAAGGAGGGCUACUUUAUUGUGUCUUCCAAACCUACCGUGGAGAUCGUUGAGCCAGCCAAGAGUGGAGGCAGUCCAAAACGAAAGAAAGAAAAGACGGUGGGAUUUGUGGAGAAGCCAGGAUCACUGCAUCGUGGCAUGGCUGUCAAGACUGGGACUGUGAAGAGUGGGCGUGUGCAACCAACCACCACCACCUAUUCGACCCCUAACCCCAGUCUCAGUGGUGGUAGUGAUCGGUCCGCUGCACUGCAUCUUCACUCUAACAUGAAGAGAUCAUUCAGGUACCGCAAGAUUACUCUACGUCCUGAGCAGCCGUUAUUUGAAGACAAAGGCUCGGACUCAGAGGACGAGGGUGAUGACAAGAGGGAGGGGGGCAGUGGGGACGAGGGGACCCCUGUCAUUAAUGGCACUGCUCUGGAUAUCAGUGAAGAGCAUGUAAAGAAAUCCGGCAACAUGUUCGAUAUGAGCCCUGUUGCAAAGGAUAUGACCUUUGGACCCUCUGACUAUAAUGCCGGCAGCAGUCUCAUCCCCAGAGCAAACAGAUACUCAAAGGUGGUGAUCGGUGGUGUAAGAGAGGGCUGUGAUGAUGAUACCUCACGCAGGAGAGCCUCCUCACAACCUCCCAGUGUGAGGGGGAACACUGGACUGUCUGAGCAACCAUUCGAUACUCUCCCUGCCCGCCCACCUAGUGAUUGCUACGAAUCCAGAAACUCGCUGGACGACAUACUAGUCGAACCACCCGAAAUGUUUAACCCUACUGAAACCCAAAUACCACCGCCAUCACCAAGCGACAAAGGACUUAAAGAAAUUAUCGGCCGUGUAACAAAAGGAUCCAGUCACAUGACUGCUCGUAUAAUCCCGAGCAACGUAUCCCACGGCAACGUAUCACAUGAUCGGCACAGUACAGAGUCCAACGAUACGGGCUAUACCAGCGGUGCUAGUCCAGGGCUGGGGGAAACACAGACUCUGUGUGUGGACGGAGUGAAUAAUGGAGUGGAUAUCGGAGAGUUCCAACUAGAGUUCAAGGAAACCGGUUCAACCAGUUCAGACGCCGUCACUAAGCAACCAACUGAAGAUGCGCCGACCAAUAAGAUUACAGACGGCCCUCGCAGUUACAUACCUCUUGUGUUCUACUCGAUCAAGAGAAGCUUCUUUAUUCUGCAAGUUUGUCUAGUGGAGACUGUCGACGAACUUAUCAAGGACCUGGUCUCGCUGAAGGCUAUAGAAUCGUUCACUCUAUUGGAAUGUGACGAGCUCCAUGGAAACGAUAAUGUGUCCGCAUCUAGUGAUGACUUCACCGUGGCAACGUCACUCGAAGAUUUGGAAUUUGGAUUCAGCGUAAUACGAAGUACACAAAAGGAUUUGUUCAGUCGGAAAGUUAGAGAGUCGACAUUUGAAGUACAGAAUUUGUUUGGAGGGAGCAAACCAUUCUCAUGUGAUGUCAUGAUUUGUCAUGGGGACCAGAUGAUUGUCAUGCCGAUUGAAAUCACCAUCUAAAAAAUGUACAUGGUGGGCAGGAUGAACCUAAUACACUGAUCAAAGCACUUCUUAGUUACAUAGCCAUUGACUGGAGCACGCACUGUUUUUAUUCCAUGCAUACAUUAAUUAUUAUUGUUUAUGAAACAUCAUUUUGUGCAAUGCCAAAUUCACUCUAUAGUAAUUAACGCUGCUGUCUUUUGAAGUUCUGGCCCAACUUCAAAGAAAGAUUAUUACUA